CUUUACAAAUUCAAAAUGGCUGCGCCCGUAAGAAUUGUAGAAGCAUCUGAUACGGAAGUUGCAGCAAAACUUUGUGCGUUUGUUGUAGAGACAGCCAACAAAGCCAUCGAGGAACGUGGGCAAUUCACUGUGGGGUUUUCAGGUGGAAGUUUAGCCAAAUUUUUAUGCAAUGGUUUGCCGGGAAAAGAAACGGAUUGGUCCAAAUGGAAGAUAUUUUUCUGUGAUGAGAGACAUGUGACCUAUUCUGACCCAGAAUGUACCUAUCAGAUCUACCUGACAGGCCUAGUGAAGAAAGUUGGCAUGGAUGAAAGUAACAUUUUUCCAAUUAACCCAGAUAUCUCAGUUGAGGAAGCAGCAGAGGAGUAUCUGAAGAAGGUCCGAACUGUAUUCCCAGGCGACAGCAUUCCAAGGUUUGACAUGCUGUUGUUGGGAAUGGGUCCUGAUGGUCACACAUGUUCCUUGUUUCCUAAACACCCUCUGUUACAGGAAACAUCUAAGAUAAUAGCUCCAAUAAAGGACUCCCCCAAACCACCUCCCAGUCGUGUCACCAUGACCUACCCCAUCAUAAACAACUGUUCCUGUGCGGUAUUUGCAUCCUGUGGAGCCGGUAAAGCUGAAAUGGUCCAGAGAGUAUUGGAGGGGGAUGAAGAGGACCCCCUUCCUGCUGCCCGUGUACAACCCACUGAAGGCAAGGUAAUCUGGUUCCUAGAUAAGGCAGCAGCAGCAAAUCUCAAGUCACAAUGACUAGUGACCGAACAAAAUAGGACAACUCUAUCAAAUAAACUCUGAUAGUACAAUAGCAACGAGGAACAACUCUAUCAAACAAACUCUGAUAGUACAAUGGCAACAAUGAAUAACUCUAUCAAACAACCUCUGAUAGUACAAUGGCAACGAGGAACAAUUAACUCUAUCAAACAAACUCUAAUAGCACAAUGACAAACAACUAUAUCAAACAAACUCUGAUAGCACAAUGGUAAUGAGAACUUCAUCUCUUCAGUGUCAUUCCAGGUCAUCUCUGGGAGAGCAUGUGAUUGAAAGAGUCUGGACUGAUAUACAAUGUAGUUGCAUGAAUUGUAACAGAGGAAACAGUUGUUUUGGGUAUUUUGUAUACACCCGUUAUAAAAUUGGUUGUAUUAUGUUGAGGCAUUGUCUUUUCUAGAACAUGUUACAGAUGGACUUUGUCAGCUCUUGACACAGAGUCUUUAUAUACAUAACUUGUCCCUUGUCACACAUUUUUCAAGAAGCUGAAUUGAGUUAGCAGGAUAAAAGAUUUGAUAUGUAUUUGAUCCGUCAUAUAUAUACCUACCAGUACUAUACUAGGUCACGGGUAAUAGAGAGCACUGAUUUCUGUUGGAUCUCAUUAGCUGGGAGUAUAAAAUUAAUGUAACUGGGUUAGUUAAGUAACACAGUAAAACUUUCUUAAACAGGCUUGAUAAAAAUUUCUGCUUAUCAUUAAGUAAAUAGAUAUCCUGUAUUCAACAUAAUUCUAUGUAUUUUAAAAACCCUAGAAUGAUUUUUGGAUACAAGGAAAGUUCCUCUGGUCCUAUGGAAUUUGUUAUAAACAAGUUUUACUAUUAUUAUAUUUAAGUGGGUAAGUGGACUCCUCUCAUGUUAAUUCGAAAAUAUAUAAUAUGCUAUUUUACAUAUAAGUUCAAACAUGUAGAAAAGCUACAGUGUAUAAUUUCUAUUAUUUACAUUUAGCUCCAUCUGAAGUUUGGUGGCAUAUAAUGUUACCAGAAUUCAGAAGUGAACCUCCUCAUUUGACGAGGAAAACUUCUUCUAAUUCAUGUUCCCAUAGCAAUCUGACAAUGUCAUUGAUUUUCUAGAAGUUACAUAGAAUUACUUAAAAUUUGAGACAUUUCCAUUGUAUGAAACUUGUCUGUCAUUUGCUGUAGAACUGUUAAGUUGGGAUAGAGCUGCUGGGAAUUUAGUCUAGUAUGGUGUAGGUGAAAGAGAAAGGUGCAGGAAACUAUUAAAACUAUUUUAUAAACGGAAGAAUAAUAUAUUUAGCUUAUUAAUAUAAAUCCAUUUUGAUGAUUUGUUACUGUAUUUAGAUUUACUGUAUACAUUAUGUAUUAGCAAAUUCAUAAGAUAUAGGCUUUUUAACCAGAGGUUGUAGAGGAAGUUUAGCAGCAAUAUAGUAUAGGUAUAUUACUAAGUACAUAGGUGUCUCGUGAUAGGAAAAAUACAGUUAAAUGAUUUUGAUGACCAGGAUGAAAAAGUCCCCAGUUACUCAUGAUUGCAGAUACAUGUAAGUACCCAGUAUAUAUAAUACUGUUAUGCAAUACUGUUUAUCAAAAUCUGAUAUUUUAUAACAUUUAAAAAGUAAGCUUAUUUAUUUGACAACAAUUGCAUGCAAAGCAAGUUAUAUCAACUAGAUAUAGGAAUCAUGCUUGGCCCAGAUGGAGGCGUGCGGGGACUUACAUUAUGAUCUGAACCACCAUAAUGGUGUGAUCUCUAAAUAAUUCCUUCUAAUCACGACUACAUGCUUGAUGCCUUGUUAUUAAUUGUGAUGCUAUGAUUCUAAACAUGAUUAUAAACCUGCGGCCCAGUUGUUUAAAAGGUGAUAACGUAGCUUCAUCAUUUGACGAGUAAAAAAUCACUCCUGUACCGUAACCUGUGUGUGUACAUAGCUUCAUCAUUUGACGAGUAAAAAAUCACUCCUGUACCGUAGCCUGUGUGUGCAUCUUCCUUAAAAUAGGCAGGUAGGAAGAGACAGGAGAACGCUAUUGUUGUUAUGCUCUACAUUUUAUAUUUGUAAUAAAAGUCUAACUGGCUGAAA
Messenger RNA from Pecten maximus, 2782 nucleotides. Its product is annotated as 6-phosphogluconolactonase-like. NCBI's taxonomy places the organism in Eukaryota, Metazoa, Mollusca, Bivalvia, Pectinida, Pectinidae. The record is from RefSeq and is a predicted model, not a curated record. The transcript has 5 exons. Bases 16 to 744 code for a protein of 242 amino acids. Gene Ontology annotation, molecular function: 6-phosphogluconolactonase activity. Gene Ontology annotation, biological process: carbohydrate metabolic process; pentose-phosphate shunt.